AUGUCGACGCGACAACUUCGGUCCCAAACUCUCGCGGAGAAGCGACACCAUCGCUCCGGUACUACGUAUGGUGCGUUGGAUCGCCCUGUCAAGCGGCAGAGGAAACCAGAACCUGUCCACUAUCAAUGCCACACCUGCGACGAGAGGAAACUAGAAAAUCAGUUCCCAGACUACAACCCUUCAAGCGAAUGCGAGCACGAGAUCCACACCUGCACUGACUGUUUGAGGAUAUGGGUCAAUGUUCAGAUAAGAAGUCGUCUGUUAACGGCGAUCGGCGAUGAUAAUACCUUCGGCAUCAGGUGUCCAGAAUGCCCCGCGGUCAUGAGAAAUGUCAAUGUCCAGAUGGCCACAGACCCGAGGAUGCGCUUGCAGUUCGAAGAGAUAGUGCGCAGGCAUAUCGCUAACAACACGCCUGGCUGGUUCUGGUGUCUCUAUCCUGACUGCAACGCUGGGAAAGUCCAUGACAGUACAGAGCAGACCAAUAUUUGCAUCUGUCACAGAUGCGGGGCGUACGCUUGUGCUCCUUGCAACCGACCAUUCCACCAGGGCGAAACGUGCUCAGCCUAUCAAGCAAGGAUCAAGGACCGUAUUGAGGAAGAAGAUCGUUCGCUCCAAACAAUCAGAUCCAGGACAAGGAAGUGCCCAAGGUGCAAGGUGAACAUUGAGAAGAACGGCGGUUGUAGUAGCAUGUUUUGUAAGCAAGAUUCAUGA
Cucurbitaria berberidis CBS 394.84 is the source of this 711-nucleotide messenger RNA. RefSeq lists its product as uncharacterized. Gene Ontology annotation, biological process: positive regulation of proteasomal ubiquitin-dependent protein catabolic process; ubiquitin-dependent protein catabolic process; protein polyubiquitination. Gene Ontology annotation, molecular function: ubiquitin conjugating enzyme binding; zinc ion binding; ubiquitin protein ligase activity. The record is from RefSeq and is a predicted model, not a curated record. Gene Ontology annotation, cellular component: cytoplasm; ubiquitin ligase complex. Bases 1 to 711 code for a protein of 236 amino acids. Lineage: Eukaryota; Fungi; Ascomycota; Dothideomycetes; Pleosporales; Cucurbitariaceae. The transcript has a single exon.